AUGGGUUCUCAUAGGGUCCACCGGCCGCCGCAGCAGCUGCUGUUUUUGCUUGUCCUGCUGGGCGCAACCGCGUUGACGGAUGCAAUCAACGCAAAUAAAGCCAAGAAACAUGUUCUUUUGGGAGCUGAUGAAGGACUGGCAACACAACACGGAGACAGCAGCGGCCUGAUUCAUGUGCCACUCCAUUUUCUGCCACAGCAGAUUCAAGCCGCAGGGACAGCUGCCGCAACUUCAAGACCAAUUGGCGCCGAGCUGUCGCGUAUUGCUGACAAUGAAGAAGCAUCCUUUUUAUAUCACGGCCAGUGGGCGCUACCCAUGGAGUCCAAGCAGACCCGCGGCAUGUUCAAUUGGUACACUAACCCUUACACUUACGUAAUUGUUGGAGGGCUGGUAGGAGCCUUCGUGGGCCUAGGUGUCUGGUGCAUCGUCGCUUCUUACGCGUACAAAACGUGA
This is a messenger RNA of Eimeria necatrix, 453 nucleotides long. RefSeq lists its product as hypothetical. Lineage: Eukaryota; Apicomplexa; Conoidasida; Eucoccidiorida; Eimeriidae. Bases 1 to 453 code for a protein of 150 amino acids. The transcript has 2 exons. The record is from RefSeq and is a predicted model, not a curated record.